Messenger RNA from Liolophura sinensis, 2474 nucleotides. RefSeq lists its product as uncharacterized. Gene Ontology annotation, molecular function: metal ion binding. NCBI's taxonomy places the organism in Eukaryota, Metazoa, Mollusca, Polyplacophora, Chitonida, Chitonidae. Bases 20 to 781 code for a protein of 253 amino acids. The transcript is spliced from 2 exons. The record is from RefSeq and is a predicted model, not a curated record.
AUGGUUAUUGCGGACAGCGAUGUCGUUGCUGGGAUUAGUGGCAGACUAUGGUUCGGAUUCUGACAGCUCUAAGGAGGAGGACGAUACUGCAAAGAAAGAAUCAGCAGUGAAAGAAAAGGAGACAACUACAAAAGGAAGAAAUCUGUUAGAAUCUACACUGGACAGUACUGAUGAGGAGGAAGAGUGUAACGAGACCCCAGAAGUGACAAGAGAAUCAGAAGUAUCAAUAAAACGUUUGCCGAAUCCACUGCUACAGAAUCCAUUGUUGUCUCCUGCAGAGAAGACAAAGCAUGACUGCGAUGCCUGUGAUUCUGUUGGAGUGUUUUCUGUAUUCACAAACCAAUACCGGGAGGCAGAGAAAGCAAAGCAUUCAAUUUUGGAAAAACAUGUUAAAAUGACAUGUCCAUCUGCAGCUGCCAUGGGAGCUAAAAAACAAAUCUGUUGGAAAUUCAAGCAAGGAAAGUGUAGGUUCGGGAAAAGCUGCAGAUAUUCUCACGUCCUGGACACUAUAUCUGUGUCUGACGGUGCACCUCCGGACGACAGUGGGACACAGUUCAGUGAUCAGCAAGGUCUCCGAGCUGCGAGGAUGUACAAUGAUCAGCAAGGAUGGAACAAUGAGCAGCAAGACGAUGACAAAGAUGAUGAUAGUUAUAUGUCAAAUGCCAAACGUAAACAACGUGCAGGAAUCAAUGACACACUGCACCCCUCCAAGAAAGCUUUGGUUCCGUUGGAGAAGCAAAGGGCCACUGAGAGGCCCUGGACUAUGCAUAAGUAUCACUGAUAUGGGCUUAUUGUUACCUUUUGAGGAUCACCUACAAAAGAUUUCCCUUGGAAAAUAAAAUAAGUGAGUUGUAAAGGUGUUGUUUUUAAAUUAAUAUGAAAUCAAUGAAGCGUAAGACUAAAUGUGGUGUGUAUUUAUUUCAUUGUUGCUUAACGCUAUACAGUUUUUGUCACAUGGUAGGAAAUACGGUGGGCCCAGGCUCUCCUCAGUUUCCUUCGCCCAAGAAAUUAUUUUAAAGACAAUAUCCACCUGAAAGUCAUAAAAUAACCCUUCAGACAUAUCCUCCUGACAACCCUAAGACAAUCCUUCAGACAUUAUCCUUCUGAGAACCAUAAGGCAAUCCUUCAGACAUAUCCUCCUGACAACUGUAAGACAAUCUUUCAGACAUAUUCUCCUGACAUCCACUAGGCAAUCCUUCAGACAUAUCCUUCAGACAUCCACAAGGUAAUCCUUUAGACGUUAUUCUCCUGACAGCCACUAGGCAAUCCUUCAGACAUAUCCUUCAGACAUCCACAAGGCAAUCCUUUAGACGUUAUUCUCCUGACAGCCACUAGGCAAUCGGUCAGACAUAUCCUUUUGACAUCCACAAGGCAAUCCUUUAGACAUUAUUCUCCUGACAGCCUUAAAAUAACCCUUCAGAAGUAUCCUCCUGACAACCAUAAAAUCAUCUUUCAGACAUUAUCCUCCUGACAUCCACAAGACACUCCUUCAGACAUUAUCCUUGUGAUAUCAUGCUUACAGUCGGAGCAGGGUAAAAUCCUCUUUAUGCUAUCAUGAUAUGGAGCUGCCUGAGAAUGGUCGUGGCUUUCUCCAGGGCUCUGCCCGUUUUCCUCCCACUAUAAUGCUUGUAGCUAUUGUAUAAGUGAAAUAUUCUUGAGUAUGAUGUAAAACACCAAUCAAAUAAAUAAAUAAAUAUAUUGUUUAGAAGCUAAAGGUUGUCGCAUGUUCAGAUAUACAGUGCCAGUAGUUGUCUCUGUUUAUGGCGUGCUCUAAGUUUGAAGGUUUAUAUUCUAUGAGAUGGAUUAAAAGUGCUUGUCUUUCAGUUUCUAAGACACAUAAGGUGUGAAUUCACUUCCUGCCUUGGACAGGGAAUUUGUAAUAUCCCAGAUUGUGGGAUCAUGGUGGCUAUAAACUGUAGACUAUGAUGAAAUCGUUGCACAAUAUGGUGUUCAUUAAAGAAUAUCACCAAUAUGAUGUGACUGAUGUCUGUAUGUGACUGGUGAGAAAGUUUAUCAGGAACUUAAAAAAAAAAAACAUUUACGCUGAGCUUAAAACUGGCCACCAUGGUAUAAAUGAAAAAUUCUUGAAUAUGACAUUAAACAAAAGUUAACUGAAUAAAUGAAUACUUCUAUCCUUUGAGGUAUACGGUCAUAUCCUGUAUGCCAGACUACAUUAUGUUAGUUACAUUUUCCUGAGUACAGCAAGAAAAAAUAAUACCUGUGAAAUAUUCAAAUAACUUAAUAAAUAUUGAGAGUUUAUAUUACAUUGAAGUAUUAAUGAUGGCUAAUUAUGUCCAAGUUAAACAUCUGUUGGACUGUAUAGUCAUUCUUAAGAGCGUUUGUUGUUGUUGUAGUGGUUUACAAAGAAAUUUUUUUACUGGAACAACAAUAUAUACGAAGGAAUGAUGUUGUUUACGCUGAGAGUCUCUACAUUAACUUCUGAAAUAAACUCUUAAAGAAAUAAAAGCAAAUUG